This is a messenger RNA of Necator americanus (New World hookworm), 2691 nucleotides long. RefSeq lists its product as uncharacterized. NCBI's taxonomy places the organism in Eukaryota, Metazoa, Nematoda, Chromadorea, Rhabditida, Ancylostomatidae. The transcript is spliced from 15 exons. The record is from RefSeq and is a predicted model, not a curated record. The coding region runs from base 1 to 2691 and encodes 896 amino acids. Gene Ontology annotation, cellular component: membrane.
AUGCAACAAGAACUCCUCGACGGCAUAACAUUUCCGUAUGAUGAUGCGACGAGGAAAAAACUCUUAUUUCUCUAUAAACAGAAGGAAUCACUCUUGGAUGGCGAAAUUGUACAAGAACAUCUGGUCAACCAACCGUUACUCGGGGUCCUGCUGCUAAUGUUCGCCAUCCUCUCACUGGGUACCUUCAUCUUCGCCAUUAUAUUCAUCGCCUGCAGAGCACUCGACAAUUGUGGAUCUAAGCGAUAUCAAUCCCAUCCGACCAGUGGACGUCGCUAUGUGUUUUAUCUGGCUCUGCUAAUCAUUUCAUGGGUCGGCUUAGCCGGUGCGACUAUUCAUUUCAUGACAGCUGGGAUAGCCCUUUGGGAUCAGAAUACAGAUAUUGAGACUGAGCCUCAACACAGCUCACCACUGGGUCUCCAACCUCGCAGAUAUGUAAGAUCACAACGCAGUAAAGAGGAAAAGACAGUGGGGCAGCUUUUUGAGGAUUCCGACUACGCAGGAGACUUUGAACAACUGGAUUUCACCACGAUUGCAGAGCCUUCCUUUGUUACAAAAAUGCCCCUGCGAACAACAACCGCGCAUGUUCUUAAGCAGAGCAAAAAACAAGGAAACUUCAAGCAUGUCAAAAGAGUUCGACACUUCUACGGACGACGUUUGAGAACGAACAGCACGACUCCGUCUAACGCUUCUCCAAUUUCUUUUUUAUACGAGAUAGGACCAAAGCCAGCAAUGCGCGACGUUGAAGUAAACUCGCUCACAUCUCCGCCUCCAUCUUCUCCACCAAUUUUCCACAAUUCACCUGCACGAAAACUAAAUGCAACGUUUGCCACCAGAGGAGUGGGCUCUAUUAAAGCAAUCCGUGGACCAUUCGUUUCUGAUAUGUGGAGUAACGCUGGAAAGCAGGCGUUCUAUCGACAUGACGCGGCAUCUAUGACUGCAGGAUCAUCAUCAUCAGCGGCUUUGGUGGUUGAUAACUCAGUAACUAGGACGGACCUAAUAGGAAUACAGCAACCUGGCCUUCCUAAUUUGACCGAUUUUGAGUCUGGACACGAGAAUACCGUGGCAGAUGAGGAUGCAGCAUCAGUAGAAACUUCGCCUACAUCAACUGCGAUGACAACGACACUGGCACAAACGUCGUCAACAGCACUCCCGACGACCACAUUUUCUAAUUCGCCCAUGACUGCAGAGACCAUGAGCACUACAGAGUACUCUACGAUCACUUCUGAAUACUCUGAAUCAGAGACGGUUGAACUUUUGUCGACAAUUCCUAAUGAAGUCCCUGAAGAUAUAGAAGAGUCGAGCAACACGUCAACAACCACAGAAGAAGUCGAGCUACUGGACGCGGAAACUAAAGAGCUGCACUAUUCUGCAUCUGCUGAGUCAAACCCAACUCCAAAGUCACUUCCCUCUGACAUUCCUUCCCUGCAGACAGAGGGAUUCUCCUCUACAACUACUAUGAUGGAAACAUCUACAACUCUGAUGUCAACAACAACGUCAAGCACAACGUCGUCGACGACCACCGCAGCUACGUCAGUAGCAACAUCGACAGCUACGUCAGUAGCAACAUCGACAGCUACGUCAGUAGCAACAUCGACACCAACAAUUGUUGCCACCACAAAACCGACAACAACAACAAAUGCCUUGACAACAACAACAACAACAAUAACAAAAGAUGCUCUGGAAGCUGCAGCGACGAUAGUACCAGAGGCGUUUGCGAAGGAUGAAGUUGUAGAUAAGAUAAAAGAUGCUGUGCCUGAAUUAAUGGCAACGAAAUGGGGAAAUAGAGACAGUGAACAGGAACAGCUUCUUUCCUCUUCCACGUCUCGUCCAGCACAAGUUGAUUCAACUACAUCACUACGCCAGGAGAAAAAGAGGCUGGUCAACUAUAGGAAAGCGCGUUUUGAAUCUGAAAGCAUGUUUCCUGUCGAAACAGUUUUAGAACAAAGGAGACACCAGAACUCCACUAGCACUGUUGAAUUUCGAUCUACCUACAACGGAUAUUCGUCGUGGAUUGCUCGGUUCUUCGUUCUCUUCAUUGGAGUUGUGAUGGUGUUGUUGGUGAUCCCGAUGCCAGUUCUUCUAACGGCAGGUACAGUGUGUUACAUGCGCAGCUACCAUCCCAUGGACAGAACAGUGUUCUCGGAAAGGAUAGGACAAGUAUGCGUUGUACUCGCCACAAUCCUGUUGUUCCUCGGACCAUGCCUUCACCUUUACCUUGGUGUUCUUCUCACUUAUAUGCACAUAUACUUUACUAUGUGUCCUGCUAUCGAAUUACUGUUGCAAUUUAAAACUCUGCCGACUGACGAUUUUGCAAUACUGAAUGGGGCAUUAUCGAACGGAAACAACACUGAAACAUGUAAACGAAAUCUAGAAACUAUCCAGGGAAUCUGGAUAGGCUGCUUCGCGUUCGCUUUGUUUUCGAUACCAGCUGUGUUCGCUCUGUUCAAGAUCUCAAAGUACUAUCUACGUAUGAAAACUGAAUAUUAUUGGAAUGUGGGCGAUGGAUAUGGGGUGAUCCGCCCAAAAGUUGCCACGACGACUGAUGCCAUUUACGGCAAUAUUUAUGGGACUCUUCAAAAGAAGAGACCGACUGCGAAACCCCCUCCACGCCCCGUUGAACGUCAACUGGCAUCAGAACCUGUAGCCUACGGCGUUUAUGUGGAACAGCCCAUUUAUGGAGCUUUUCAAUGA